AUGACCCCCUCUUGGGCGCAGCUCGUGGAUCGCUUUUGCCGCCAAUAUUUCCAACUGGAACCAGAGCUGGAAUACCCCCCGGACCAGAUUCUACGGCUGGCCGAGGUGCAAGAUGCCAUUUACGCGAGCCUCUUUGCAGACAGUGCGGUGCGGUGCGGGCCGCCGGAGAGAUACCGGGCCAAGACACUCAAGGACCUAGUGACCCGGAUCGAGGCUGCCAUAGACGACUGGGACGAGCAUGCUGUCUCUGACCACCUCAUGUCCACUCUCGCGCUGCUCCUCGCCAACCCGCUGCCCCCCGAGGAGGCGUCGGUGCAGGAAAGGUGCCACGUCACCUACCGUCUUCCGUUGUUGGCUUGCGCAUCCCGUUGUGGCGACGGCAACGCACCCGGCAUCACCCUCCUGGAGAAGCGCGCGCUCAUAUCCGCGGCCGGGACGACGGGGCUCCGCACCUGGGAGGCGGCGCUUCACCUCGGCCAGUAUCUGUGCCUGAAUCCAGGCGUUGUCGCUGGCAAACGCGUCCUGGAACUGGGCGCGGGCACGGGCUAUCUGUCUAUUCUGUGUGCCAAGUACCUGUCGUCUGCUCACGUCAUCGCCUCGGAUGGGUCUGACGACGUCAUGAGCAACCUUGCCGACAACAUGGCCCUUAACCACGUUCAAGACACGGCGCGCGUUAGCCUCGAAAACAUCAAGUGGGGCCACGAGGACGGGCAGGUGAGCGGGGGGCCGCCUGUAGAUGUCAUACUCGGCGCCGACAUUACCUACGACCGGAGCAUGAUCCCAGCGCUGGUCGAGACCCUGAUGUAUCUCCUGGGGCUGUAUCCCGGCGUCGAGGCGUACAUAUCGGCGACACAACGCAACGAGCACACCUCUGCGGUGUUCCUGGGUGCCUGUCACGGCAACAGCCUCGACGUCGAAGAUCUGCGGUUCCCGGUGCCGCCCAGACAGCAGCAAGACGGGCCGUUCUACGCCGACCAGGUUGCCAUUCGAAUCUGCAGGGUAUCCAGGGCUUGA
Messenger RNA from Hirsutella rhossiliensis, 1014 nucleotides. Its product is annotated as lysine methyltransferase domain-containing protein. The record is from RefSeq and is a predicted model, not a curated record. The coding region runs from base 1 to 1014 and encodes 337 amino acids. NCBI's taxonomy places the organism in Eukaryota, Fungi, Ascomycota, Sordariomycetes, Hypocreales, Ophiocordycipitaceae. The transcript is spliced from 2 exons.